Messenger RNA from Suillus subaureus, 915 nucleotides. Its product is annotated as histone-fold-containing protein. Gene Ontology annotation, biological process: regulation of transcription by RNA polymerase II. Gene Ontology annotation, cellular component: CCAAT-binding factor complex. The transcript has 4 exons. The record is from RefSeq and is a predicted model, not a curated record. Lineage: Eukaryota; Fungi; Basidiomycota; Agaricomycetes; Boletales; Suillaceae. The annotation marks the transcript as partial. Gene Ontology annotation, molecular function: DNA-binding transcription activator activity, RNA polymerase II-specific; RNA polymerase II cis-regulatory region sequence-specific DNA binding; protein heterodimerization activity.
CCCAAUUUGAAUAUGAACGUUGGAGUACACUGUUUUUGGAAAUUUGCCGCCACCGACGGUGGGAAAUUCACGGCAUUCCAUCUUCGAAGGUCGGCAAGUCGUUCUGGCGGUGACGGAUAUGCUCUUCAGCUAGCGCUGAACGCACUCAGGGCUACUUAACGGUCGAAAUGUCAGAGAUUCAACCCAUGAUUGCGCCGCAGGAGGACGGCUCUGGUAGUAUACCAGAAACAGCACACGAACCACCACAACCAACGCCCAUCACAGACCAAGAGGUGGGAGAGUAUCGGGAGCAGGAUCGUUUCCUACCAAUUGCAAAUGUCUCCCGUAUCAUGAAACAGUCCGUUCCGCAUACUGCUAAGAUCGCCAAGGACGCCAAGGAGUGCGUUCAGGAAUGUGUUUCAGAGUUCAUAAGUUUCAUUACUUCUGAGGCCGCUGAGAAAUGUCAGAUGGAAAAGCGGAAAACAAUCGGAGGCGAGGAUAUCCUGUACGCCAUGGUGUCUCUAGGGUUUGAGAACUAUGCGGAAACACUAAAGAUUCAUCUGGCAAAACUGAGACAGCACCAAGCAGGAUCCUCGUCGAACCCACGACAGGAGCAUAGAGAAGAUUGAUUAUACUUUCUUGUACGCUAUACUAUUUGUGUACCACUUACGAUAUCAACUGCUUUCGCAAUGUCCAUAUUUUGCAACUCAUCUUGCCACUUUGUCCGCUUUCCAUGAUGUGAUCCACGCCAAAGCAGCCUUGAAUAGAGUGGCAGCGAUUGUCCAACAACUCACGGAGGCCUGAGGCCUGAGGUGAUCCUGGGUCAUAUUUCCUUGGUAUGCGUGGGCUGAUAGCAAUACAUGUACGCAUUCAAAACACAGUAAUAUUCACUACUAUGAUUUUCCGAGUAAGGAUUCGGUUGAGAUUAGAUUUACG